Molecule: messenger RNA, 1457 nt
Organism: Mollisia scopiformis
Lineage: Eukaryota; Fungi; Ascomycota; Leotiomycetes; Helotiales; Mollisiaceae
Product: Cloroperoxidase
Exons: 3
Coding region: 1-1344 (447 amino acids)
Molecular function (GO): peroxidase activity
Source: RefSeq, a predicted model, not a curated record
AUGUUGACCAGUACUCUUCUCACAUACAUUCUCAUCGAGGCUUCCGCAGUCGUAGCCUUUCCCGACAUAGGACGGGCUUUGGCAGCAAGUCAUCUCAAAGAACGUAUCGCACCCGUAGCACCGUUUCCAGAAUAUCCUGGGUCACCGUCACAUGUUGUGUAUGAUAGUUUCGACCCUGUCUCCCAACUCGUCUCAACAAGUGGCGAUAAUGCAUGGGCAGCCCCAGGCCCGGGUGACAUUCGAGGUCCUUGCGCAGGUCUCAACGCUGCUGCCAAUCAUGGCUACCUUCCUCGUAAUGGAAUCGCUACUGCUGAUGCCAUCAACACCGGACUGUGGGAGGCUUUUGGACUAGACAAGACAGCCACUCUUUUCUUGCAGACGGCUACGAUGUUCUUCGACGGCGAUCCAGUGUCUGGUAGAUGGUCCAUUGGAUACCACUCGGACAAGACUCAAUCACUUGGCCUUGUUGGAGACCUUCUUGGCAAUGAGACGGGCAUUUGUGCUUAUGGCCAUCUCAAGACCGAAGGUGAUGCGUCUAUCACUCGUGGUGAUUGGCUAGCACCAGAUAUGAACUCGAACUGUGCUUCAUAUCCAGAAUUUGCACAGGAGCUUCUCGACCUUGCUACGGAGCGCACUGGCGGUAAUAUCACACCUCAAGUCUUGGCUGAGCACUCGUACAACCGCAAACUACACUCCAUUGCCACCAAUCCCAAUUACUUUUCUCCAGUCUACGCAGGUGUAGCUUUCACAUUUGGCGCUCAUAUGUUUGCUUACCAGCUUCUGGCCAACCACUCCGCCGAAUAUCCACGAGGUUUCUUGACGCCUGAAGUCUUCGAGUCCUUCUUCUCCUAUACCAGAGACGCAAACAACAAUCUCGUCUUCACCUAUGGUCAUGAACGCAUCCCCGACAACUGGUAUCGUCGAGCGGACGACGACGCCUGGACCUUAACCGAUAUUCUGAUUUCCACCGCCCAACAAUGUCUCUCGUAUCCCACCAAUUGCCAAGUCGGCGGUAACACAGGGGAAGUGAACUCUUUCUCUGGAGUCGAUCUCGGCGAUAUGACUGGCGGUUUCAUCAACUCUGUCGAUGAUCUUAGCGAUCCGACAAGACUUGGAUGUUUCAUUAGUCAAGCUAUUCAGGCCGAUGUGCCGAGUUUUUUGGACAAUGUUUUCAGUGGAGCGGCACUGACAGAAGUUCUGGGACUCGUGGAUACGACGUUGAUGCCUGCAUUAGCUGGACUGGGCGACUGUCCCAACCUCCCAGCUGGGAAGAGCGUGAUGGAAUAUGGAAAAGGGUAUCCGGGAGCACAAUUCAUGACGAGUGGAUCCAGGAGUCCGUACUAGGGGCAGAGAGAGGCAUGAAAGGAAGGUUAGUAGCAACUAGGGAAAGCAGCCGACAGCCAACAACCUCUUGUUUCAAGGAUUUCAAAAGUGAGGGCAUAGUUCACAGAUCGAGG